AAAAAUGAAGAACAGAAAGAAACGACGUGAUGCAACUUGAAGAGCGCCGCCAUCAGAAACGGAAAAGGAUCAUGAGUUGGGAAUUGGAGCGCUCUCAAGGUUUGAAUCUCGUUACGAAGGAGCGCGGGAGACAGAGUUUAGGUUUGACUCAAAUGUUGGAGCCGAAGCGGCGAGUGCAAUUUCCAAGUUGCUCCACGCUCCCCCGUCUCGAAUCUCCGGUCCUCUCCACGCCAGCUCGUUGUCUUUGUCGCUGCCGAGACUGAUCUUGAAGCGAUCGAAAUCGAGCUUCCCUGCUACUCCGGAGCGACGCGUUACCCUUUUGAAAUGAUUGUGCAUUUUCGUGGCCGAGGGGCAGUCUAGAUUCUCUCGCGCAUUUGACCCGCUCGAUACAGGUCAAAUUCGCGGUGGGAUACUCAAUUAGUCGAGACAAUGUCUUUCUAUCGAAAUAAGCGUAAAAUUCAGGACGAAGAUUUCCUCGACGAUGAAGAGGAGGAAGAGGAGUCUUCGUCUGAGGAUGAGGGGAGGAGGAAAAAAAGUAAAAAGGUUGUAGGUAGGAAAUCAAGAACUGUUGCGAAGCCCGAAGCUAAACUCGACCCGGAGACAGGAAUCACUGCGUGCGAGAUCUCCAAGAAUCGAAGAGUGGUUGUAAGACAGUUCAAGAAGAUGAUUCUCAUUGACAUACGACAGUACUACUCCAACGCAGAUGAGGAAAUGAAACCAACGAAGAAAGGAAUAUCUUUGAGCUUGGAUCAGUGGAAGGUAUUAAGCGAGAACAUCGACAACGUUGAUGAAGCCAUAAAGGAGAUGAGCUGAACUGAUCGAUUCCGGUGAAGCAUUUCUUUGUUCCUCAACGUAUUGUUCAACUUGUACAUACACAGGGUUUUUUAUCAGAUACUAGGGAACACGAGCCUUUUCGGCGCGAAUUAGUGAGUAGUUUGGUUCGGGUCCAUCCUUGAAGGUACUAGAUAGUAGCGGAGAGUUUAGGGAAAGGUCAACGUCUAUGUGUGCUUGUGAGCUUCAUCAAUCAUUCACAGGACAACUCUAGUGUAAUUUUGUAUGGAUCAAAAGCCACAGGAUUUGAGCCCUCUGGCAGCUGGCGUACUGGACCUGGAAAGCCAAGAAGUUGUGUAAAUCCCAUUCGAGACAAGCAUACACAUGUUGAUCUGUCAGUUUUUGAAUGAGCAAGUUGACAUGAGGGGCGAAUCGGCCGACUCACUCACAUCUGGUCUCUCGUUGUCCUUAGGUCACAUUUGUAAAUUCAGGACGUCAGGGAAAUUAUAUUCCCAUUUUGUCUACCGCUUAUCAUUUGUCGUAUAAACCCUG
This is a messenger RNA of Marchantia polymorpha subsp. ruderalis, 1323 nucleotides long. NCBI's taxonomy places the organism in Eukaryota, Viridiplantae, Streptophyta, Marchantiopsida, Marchantiales, Marchantiaceae. The record is from the annotation of a GenBank genome assembly.